AUGGCUUCCUUCAAAGACAGAUGUGAGCGCUGCUGCAACUCAACACUGCAGGUUUCAGUGCUCACCUCUGUCACAGCUCCCUACAGAGAUAUAAACCUGACCAUUGACACAGCAGACACUGCGACCUGCACAGCGCGUGGAGGAUACCCUGAAUCCAGCGUGUCAUGGUCGGGUCAAAACACGACCAGUGGUGAAUAUGUGGACCUGCAUGAAUACAAACCAACACACGAGAGGGACGCAAAGGAUGGAACCUUCACUGUCAGGAGCUCCGUCAGUGUGAAGGAGCUGGUGUCUGUGACCUGCCGCAUCACCAACCCUCGCUCCAACCAAAGCCUCAACAGCACCACAAAGAUGGACAGAGAUGGUGCUGGUCCAGACACAAAUCCAGGAGUGCACUCAUCCAUAAGUCUAGUUCCUGGCUUAAUAGUACUACUAGUAAUAGCAGUAAUAGCAGUAGGCACAUACAUCUGCUACAAGAAACGCUGCAAAUCUGGAGAUGAAUCCAACGGACAACUGAAUGGAGGACACCCAGGAGCUGAAAACCAUGCAGACCAACAAAUGGAGCUCCGAGAAGAAUCUCAAGAGGCAGCAAAUGAAGGGAGCGGAGACCACGAGGAUCCACAGGAUGAAGAUGAGCGGGGAGAUGCACAUCGAGACAACGAGGACCAAAAGCUUCUAGAUGGAGCAGAAAACCAGGAGCACCGCCCUGCAGGUGGUGCAGAGCAAGGCGGAGGCAGCGUGCACGCAAACACAGACUAAACUGAGGAUGGACUCAUUGUUCGACUGCACUCACACACGCUGUGAACAAGACGACGGCUGUGCGGCCGACACACCAGAGGCGUCGCCAGAGUCGUUUCCUGAAGAGUUUAAACCUCUGUUUUCGCUUCAAGACGCCAAGAAGGAUGAAACGAUCAAAUGAACUGUGAGCCGGUGAAGCUGCUGUGACUGACUGAGCUCAGCUUUCCUCGAGCAACAAAACAAGGAUUUCGUGUCUUUACUGUUUUCCAGCUGAACAGGGUCCGAUCAGCUGCACUGUUUUCUUGUUUGUCACUUUAUUUAAAGAAAAGAUUCUGAACUUUAAGAGUCUACA
Molecule: messenger RNA, 1090 nt
Organism: Pelmatolapia mariae (spotted tilapia)
Lineage: Eukaryota; Metazoa; Chordata; Actinopteri; Cichliformes; Cichlidae
Exons: 8
Coding region: 1-759 (252 amino acids)
Source: RefSeq, a predicted model, not a curated record